This is a messenger RNA of Pocillopora damicornis (cauliflower coral), 765 nucleotides long. Its product is annotated as histamine H2 receptor. Lineage: Eukaryota; Metazoa; Cnidaria; Anthozoa; Scleractinia; Pocilloporidae. Gene Ontology annotation, biological process: G protein-coupled receptor signaling pathway. Gene Ontology annotation, cellular component: plasma membrane. The record is from RefSeq and is a predicted model, not a curated record. Gene Ontology annotation, molecular function: G protein-coupled receptor activity.
AUGUGUGAUAAAGAAAAAUGGGUUCAGACAUUCGACACUUGUUUGUAUGAAACCAUGUCUGAAGAAAAGACUUCUCAGAUGGCUUCCUCACCGGAGUGUAUAACCUGGAUGAUUGUGGGCCUGACCGAGUCUGUCACCAUAGUAGUGCUGAAUUCGUUGACAGGGAUUGCAUUUUGUAGAGACCGUAAUCUUCGUAAACGAUCCACAUACUUGGUGAUAAGCUUGGCAGUUGCAGACAUGUUAUCCGGGGGAAUUUCUGCACACGAUCUUCUCUAUAAUGUUGGAGAGAUGUGUAACUUCUGGGGACACAAUAGAGCGUAUUUGUAUAUACCUCAGGUGUUCAUCCUCUGGUUUCCUGUUUGUUCUUUAACAAUUAUGACUGUUAUUUCUCUAGAACGCCUGAAUGCAACGUUUUGGCCCUUCAGACAUCGUACGAUCAAAAAGUCAGUCUACUGGGUUCUUAUCAUCGCCAUCUGGUUAACAGCACUACUCUUUUCAUGUGCAUUACUAAUGAUUUAUUACUAUACAGAUAAACUGGACUAUUAUUACUACGCUUGGGGUUCAUUCAUCUUAAUUUGUCUUUUGGUCAUUUGUGUUUCUUACGUUUUUAUAUUUGUCAAACUUCGCUUUGGAAAUCAGCCUCGUCACCAUGGCGCAGCAAAUAGGGAAAGGAAACUAACCGUGACGUUGUUCACCGUGACAGUUAUGUUACAAAGAAGCCCUAAAGACGCGUUAAAGAUUCCGUCUUCUGCUUGUAGGAGUUGA